AUGGGAUGCUUUACCAUUGGGCCAAACGUGGCGCCCCUGAGUCCUGCCCUCGACUGCCGAUUGACCUGUCCGCAGCCGAUGAUCUACGAGCUGUGCUUGACUUUGAUCGCAACACUUUGGUUGACUGGUGGCAUUUCCUUCUUUAAGUCUUGCAAUCAGGGGCGCGAUUCCAGAGGCCGUUCGAGCCUUCGUGAUGCCUCGCACUUGCUAGGGCGAGACAGCCUUCCUGCCAGCGCCGCUUCACUGGUGCAGCACGACAACAGCUUGGCGCAAGCCGUGGUCGACCUGCUGUUCCGAGCUUACGAAACUCGGGCUCUCGUCAGCCUGAUCGGUCCAGCGGCAUCAGGAUUUUCUGCAGUGGUUCUUCGCUUUGAAUUGGCCGAUCAGGAGCUUGACACUUGCACCGAGCCGACUCUUCAGCUUUCCCAGGCCUCAGACGCUGCUGUGAUAAGUCCCACAAACACCUACCUUGGGUUCCUUCUUCUGCAGCUGAAAGCUUCGGUGACGCCUCGCUGCCGGCUGAGUUGUGCCAAAAGCUUUGCCGUGCCGCCACGGCUGCCUGCCAGGGAUUACGGGAAAGCAAAGUUGACCUCUUGCACAGCCGCCAACUCCGAGCUCAGGUCCCUAGUGGAGCUGAUUACAAAAUCCUCUCCCAAGGCCGGGGACCUGGCAGGUGUGUAUUUCUCCAUGGAGGAGCACCUGCAUCGCGCCAGUGGGCUACCCAGCCCAGCCGACAAUAGCACUCGCGUGCCCGAUGCUGUGCGCCGCAACAUCUUUGCCAUUCUCACGGAAGGUCCCGUGGCUGUGUCCAAGCGGCGGAUGCUUGAACUGAAAUCCUUGAACGACCGGAUGGCGGUGCUGUCUGCCGCUGAGAAGGAGCUUCGAGCCAAGAUGCAUCCGGAUGUGGAGCGAGUCACUAAGGGCAAGGCCCUAGCUUUGUUUCGCGAGCUACUCGAGGAAACGGGUUUUCCCGACAUGUCGGUGGUCGACCUCCUCACCGACGGAGUGCCAUUGGUUGGUCAGGAAGCCGAGUCACCCUUGUUUGCUAAGAGGCCGAAGCCUAUGGACCUCGAGCCCGAUCAGCUCAAAGCCCAGGCUCUCCUGCGGCGACGCGCAUUGCAAAAGAUGAAGGGGCUUACUUCAGAGCAGGAUUACAAGGCGAUGAAAGAUGAAACUUCCGAGGAACUGGCAGCGGGUUUCCUCACGGGUCCAUACCACUCGGAACAGGAAGUUAGCAACAUCUUGAAGACAGAUGCUUGGUCGCUCUCGCCUCGCUUUCUGUUGAGGCAGGGCGAAGACGCCAAGAUAAGGAUAAUUGAUGAUUUCAAAAUGUCCGCGGUGAACAGGGCCUUUGGUUCUUCAUCUUUCCUAGAGCUUCAGGAUACGGAUUACGCAGUCGGCCUCCUGAGGUUCUUGUCCCGUGUGCUGCAGGAUCGCUCCAAGGUCCGGGUCCCCUUGACUGAUGGCACCGUGCUUGAGGGAGCCUGGGAUCCUCAGAUGCUCCGCCAGCCCGCUCUGCUAGGAAAGACGCUGGAUUUAAGCAAGGCCUAUCGCCAGGUGAGCAUCCAUCCCUCCACGAGGGAGCACGCUGUCCUUGGCUUCCCCGACCCACAGGGCAGGCUGCUGGACUUGCUAGGGUGGGCCUACGCGAAGUCCGGGAAAAAGUUUGUGCCUUUUGACAGCAAAGUGGUCUCCUUGGGCGUCUCUUUGGGCCUUGAUGAAAUCUGGCGAGGCAUUCUCAAGGUUGAGAACAAAGCUGGACGACUUGAAAAGAUUGCAGCUCUCCUCCGAACCGUGGCCCAGGGUGGAGAUGUGACGAGAACCGAUCUGGCAUCGCUUCAUGGCUUGAUUAACUUCGCCGGUGGACUGAUUAUGGGCUUUGAGCUGAAGCCUACUUCUCGAAUGCUCACUCGGGCCUUGUCAGGACCUUUCCUAGGAAACACGACCGAACUUCGACAAGCGUGUGCAUUAGCACUGGAUGUCAUUGCGCAGUGCCGGCCGAAGCGGUGCCCGGCCACAAUCCUGCCGCCGAUUGUACUCUACACGGAUGGAGCCUUCGAGAAGGGGCGAGGAACCUGGGGCGCGGUUCUUGUCGACGCUCACACGGGCUCCCGAUGGGUUUUCGGGGGAGAAGUUUGCAGACCGCUGAUGGAUCACUGGGGCAAGGAAGCUGGGGCCCAAGUGAUUUGCCAGGUCGAAGCCUACGCUCUGGCCAUAACCUUGUUCGGGAUUCGCGGUCUCUUGAAAGGUCGCUCGGUCCUGGCAUGGAUCGACAACAAUGCCUGCCUCUACGGAUUCGUGAAGCGAUUCUCGCCCUCGGCCUCGCUGAUGCGCCUCAUCUCCCUUGGGGCCUUGAUGGAGAGCUCGAUGGAGGCGCUUAUGUGGCUUGAGCGGGUCCCCUCGAAGAGGAGGGGUGGCCAUCGCCAACAGCGCGACGACCGCAGGGACGACGACUAUGACGAUCAGGAGCCCGAAGAAGAAGAGAGGCCCCGUGAGAUUCUAGCCAGGCAACAAAAAGGCAAGGGGAAGGGCAAGGACCCUGCACCCACGACAGGCCCUGGGAAAGGCAGGGGCAAGAAUUCGGAUCGUGGAAAAGGACGUGGGGAGCAGCCGCAGAACCGGCCCCCGAAUCAGACCUCCACUCGCCAACAAGACCAGCGCCAGCAGGAAAGGCGAACCGACAGGCGGGUGGAACCAGACCAAGAUCGCAGCCGCGAUAGGAACUGGGACCAAGCAGACCGACGGCCCACUGGAGGCCGAAACCGCGACCAGGAUGACGACUGGAACGGCGGAGGAUGGAUUGACUACUCGAAGAAGUGGGAGAACUGGCGCUCCUACAAUGAGGACAGACGCCAAGAUAGCAGAAGAGACGAUCGCCCACGAACCGAGAGAGAUGAAGCUCCCCCUCGCCGGGUAGAGCAGCGCCGAGAUACUCGAGAUUCCCCGCAGAAGGGCCAAAGGUGGGAGGCCGACGACCGGCCCCCAGCUACGGAGAGCAGCCUUCCCGCCACCCUGCCGCGUAGCCCGCCCCAGUCAAAGGCUCAAACAGCCAGACAAGAGGAGCGCUGGCAGCUGCUUCGGGGCAAUCUCAGGAAGCUGAGACAGAACGGGGCUACGGAACACAUGGAAUCCUUCUUCGGCCGAGGCCACCACACAAAGAAGCACGACUCUUUUCACAAAGAAGUGAAAUUGCCUGCUUAUGGGAACUGGAACUGGGCAAGCUUUGCCCACUUGCUCUGUGGAGAGCUCUACGGGAACCCGGAGACCUCAAAAGAGGGGUCCUACGGAGCAGCCAUCGAGGGCUGGGUCGGGACAGUCCAUGCUGAAGAGGACCCCGAAUUCAGAGCCAUGUAUACCUGGAUCGUUGAAUCCAUGGACACAUGGGUCGAUCUCUUAAGUGAGAUCCCCAGCCAGAUGCAUGACAUCAUGGGUUGGAAGAUUACGGAACCGGAGGUGGAUCGGCUCCUACAACACUUCUAUCCGGGUGCCCGGCACCAUCAAGAGGCCCCGUCAUCCUCCUCGCAUCAGGACAGGGAAGAGCCGCAUUCGGCCCCUGCAAAGAACGCCGAUCAUCAGACCACCGGCGAUGACUACUACUAUGAUGAUGACGACGAAGACGAAGAAGAAGAAGAGGAGGAUGAGUACUGGGGCAGAGCGGAUGCGGCUCAGGACGACGCCCGACAGGGCUAUGUCAAGGAUGAGACCGAUCCCGCAAGCCUGGCAGCCCUUGGCAUCUAUGAGGAGGUGCCGGAAACACCGGUCCCCGAAACAGGAUCGGCCCACACGAGUGCCCACAGCACACUGACCGAGGAGCCGUCGGGUCGCCUGGAGCAGGCCCCCACCUUCACCCCGUACUCCUUCGCAUUCCCGCCGACAAGGCUCAACCACAAAAGGGACGAGACACUGUCGAAGCGGUUGAGUAAAGUCUUACGGCACGACAAGGGUGAGUUCGGCUUGACCUUCCACAAGAAUGCUACGGCAUCGUUGGAGUCAAUCACCAGGUUGGAUAUAUUCGCCCAAGUAGGGGCGACGAUGGAGGAAUUAUUGGCAGUGAACUACUGGAACAAAAAACAACGGUUUCGCAUCUUGUAUGCCCGCGAGAACGGCGCCUCCCGCAUUGUUGCGGGAGCGGUGCAGGGCCACAGCCGAGAAGUGGACCCGGAGGCUGUCCAUGUCAGGGUCGACCCCAAAGCGGUCCCCUUCCUCCUACACGCCACGCACUACGAGUUCUACAAGAAGAUUUUCAAUGAAGGACUCCACCCCCUCCUGGAGACAGCAGCUGCACCUAUUGCCCGACGAGAAGGGAAGCGAGAAGACUCCGACGAGCAGUACACUCUCGUGACCACCGCACAGGCUGGAUCGAAUCUGAAGUCGUUAUGCACCAGUGCUCACAUCCUGCUCUCACAGUUGUACCUGCUACCUGUUAUGGAUCAACAGGGGAAUGAGCCCCCUCCAUCACCUGGGCCCCUCUCAGCUAGCACAGGCCGAAGCCGCAUGUCCUCCGACUCAGAUAUUGAGUUUUGGGCACAGCUUGAACAGGAAUUUCCGGAUGCGGAUUGCGAUAGUGACGACAUCAUGGAGUGGACACCACCCGAGGCUGCCGCAACCGGCCCUCCCAUAGAUCCACCCUACCGGCCGAUCAACCCGGGGAAGCAACGAGCAGGCCAACGGAAUAUUGAGAGACUCAGCAUCCUGUCCCUUAAUGUUGGCUCCCUCUCGACGUUGCUAUGGUCCGAGUUAAAGGAGUACUUGGCAAAGGCUCAGGCUGACAUAAUUUGCCUCCAGGAAGCACACUGGUCCACGACCUCAGAGUUCGUUGUUCAGGGAUGGCGUGCAGUUCACUCGGGCACCACGGCCCGAGCUGACGGAGUUCUCACACUUGUCCACCCGCGACACAACAAGCACGUGGUGAGGCAUGAGGAGAUUGUCACAAGAUCCAUCACGGGUAUUCCCCUCCGGGCCACACUCAUAGUGGCUGGCCCGGACGCCCUGGACCCAGCCGCAUUGGGAAUAUUCAUGGAAACCAACGGGCUAGUGGGUACGAGCCAAAUCGACUACAUCAUGACACGAACAAUCACGGCGGACCCACGCGCCAAGUAUGUUAAGGUGGCGAAGCCGCCGAUUGGAACGUGGCGUCUUCACAUAGGCCACUACAGCCUGGCAACGGACAUCCGCAUUAUGAAUCAUCAUCUGCUUCCCGCUCGACGUCCUGCGCAACCGGCGUACAACAAAAAAGCGCUGGACGAAGCUGUUCGACAUGGAACAGCACAGGCGCAACAGUUGAAACUUGAAAUCAAGAACAGGGUUGAGCUCCUGCCACAGGCAACGAUCCGCUACCGCCUGGCGGCAAAAAAGGCUCAGCAGAAAUGUUAUGCGGACAAAAGACAGGCCACACUCUCGCUCUUGCUCUUUGAUGAGGGCCGCCAGGACUUUGGCCUCUGGGCUCAUCAGUCCUAUGGGUCUUAUAGGGCCGAUGGUUGUGACGGCGCCUUCCCUGGCUUUGGCAGCCAGAUGAUCCAAGCAUCAGUCCACCUGGAGGGAAGGGUGACAUUGGCUUGGGCGUACGUUGCCAUGGUAAAUCUUAGCAAGGGGGCGAUGGAUGCUGCGCCAACCCUCCACGCAGCAGUCGGGCGCCAGUUGCUUAACGACCUGGUAAACUUUGCGUUGGUCCCCUCCAGAGUGCACUCCUGGAUGAGUCUCUUCCGGACCACUCUAAGCAGAGCUGGUACCGGCAGAUUUGCCCUCAAAGCUCGCGAAGAGGACGACACCCAGAAAGACCUCUGCGUGGGAGGAGCUAUCCUUAGUCUGGAUCUCAAACAAGCCUUCGACAGGGUUGAGAGGACGGCACUGGCCUCCUCCCUCAAACGACUGGGUGCUCCAGCUGACCUCAUCGCUGCGGUCAUAGCUCUACAUGAUACGUCGUCGUAUCACCUCCAAGACGACUUCCACGAAACCUCGGUUGACACUACUCGUGGUAUUCGUCAGGGAUGUCGCAUUGCGCCCCUUCUCUGGGUGGCGAUAUCCACCACGAUUCUGCACAAUCUCCGGGAUGCCCUUUCGGGCCCCGAGCACCAGGGAACUACAUUCGCUGAUGAUACCCUGUGCCAAUGGCUAAUCGAAAGUGUCAACGACGUCCACCAGCUAGCCAAGCUUCUAGCGCAAGUGCUCAAGGUUAUGGCAGAACUGGGCCUCCAUGUGAACCUCACCAAGACGGCGCUGCUCCUCAAAAUUCGGGGCCCCGGCGCCAAGAGGGGUGUCGGCAGCCAGUCCAGUUCCUUCUCCAAUUUGAGCGUCGUUGUCUCUGAUUUUGUCAACAAAGAACUGCAUUCCAUCAUCUUGCAUAAUACCAUCACCCGCCCCUGCGGCCUUCUCGGCCGCACCGACACCGCCCGACUACUUUUCAGCAGCUUUAAGCUAAGUGCGUCUAGCCAGCCCUGUGCAUGGACAGCCGGCCGGGUCAACCGGCUGGAGGCUCAGGUGCACCAAGGCCGCAACUGGCUCCUGCACCUAGCAGACAGGGCCACUUCCCUGGAGGAGGUUGCUGAAUCAGAUGCAGAGGUGCUUCCAGCGGAGAACAAUCGUGGCAGCUUGUACCGCAGGAUCAGCCGGUGGGGCACAACGGGCGCCAGCCUACAGUUGCUCGGCUCCGUAUCGCUUUCCCUUGCAACGCCGAGACCAGUUCAGCCCUCAACAACAGCUUUGCGAGCACCUUCAGAGUUACACCCGCCUGCCUUUCGUGAGCCGGUCGCCGGCUUGGUCACCAGCAAGGAUAAUCAUCAGGCGUGCGAUGAGCGCAACAAGGUACUUUUCGACCAGCUUUGUGCAUCGCAUGGUGCCUACAGCGAGGUGCUGCAACAGCUUUCAGGGAGUCGCGAGGGCGCAGUGAUCAAGUCUCGGCUGCUCAGCAAGGUCAGUGACACCACGGCGGCCCGCUACCUUCGCUCAGUCCAGCUUUUCUUUUGUGCCUUUGAGGAGCUGGGUGGCAACAUGGAGUCCAUCGACCAAGGUCUCUUCCUUGAUGCUUUCUUCGCUUUAUCUCGAGGCUCCGAACCAGGCCCCCUUUCCAACAGCAUCAAUGUGCUCAAGGCGCUGCGCUGGUACAAGAAGCUUCCCAAUAACCUGUACGGCACAGCUUUCAGUCUCCUCUCCAAUCCGUCUGGCCAGGAGAAACGAGAGAGCAUACCACUGCCGCUUUCUUUUGUGGCCUUCCUUGAGCGCACACUGCUUUCAGGCACAGCCAGCUUGAUGGACAACAUCUGGGCGGGGUCGUUCUUGGUGGCAAUCGGCGCGAGCCUCCGCUUCGCGGACGCCCAGCACGUCCGCUGGAGCUCACUUUGUGUGAGCCACUUCACUUUACGGGGAAUAUGCUACAGAACCAAGACCACCAAAGGCGGAUGCCCCUUUGGUCUUCUCAGCUUCGGCCCCUUUUCGUCCGCUGAGGAAUGGGGGCUGACUUGGCUCCCCCGCUGGCUGGGAGCAUUGGACAAGGUUUGGUCCGACCUCCGCUCCCGCUUUGGGGCCCAGCCGGAGCCAGACUGCAUGUUUUUCCUCUUAAGUGAUGUAGGCUUUGCUCCGGCCACUUAUUCACAGGCCCUUCAGAAGUUGCGCCACUGGCUGACGCUUUCAGGGAUAGAGCCGCACCAAGCUUCUCAAUAUACGCUUCACAGCUUGAAGACGACCUUCCUUUCGUGGGUGUCUCAGCUUUCUAUCCCAAUGGCGUUCCGCUUUCUCCAGGGCCGCAACACCGAGGUGGACAAUCACCGCUUGCCGAGCCCCUCUUCGAGACGGCGGGGUUCCAAUGGGACGGCGAACUUCGCGAAGCCCGAGAGUCAUGUCGACCACUUCGAGGACUCAGAUGCUGAUGAUCCAGGCCCGGCUCGCUCUUCAGCGAUGGUCGCAUCCACUUUGGAGGUGCGGUAUCUGCUAGGAGCAUCCGGGGUGGCACACUUCAGCAUCUCCCACCCCGGCUCCCGCAUGACCUGCUUGGCGUGCAAGGAUGCCCACUAUCAGCUUAUGAAACAUAAUCCCGCUUUACUUCCAGCGUGGGUCAUGGCCAAGUUGUCCCCCGACUACGUGUUCAGCCUCCUCAAAAGCAUGAAUGAGGAUGAGAAGGCCCACUUUUUGAGGCGAAUGGAAGGAGAACCGCUUCUUCCUUCCACAACGCCGGCACCCGCUUUGGCAGCAGCACCUUCGGAGCAGCCUGCUUCGAGUACCGUGGUCGACCCCAUCGGGGACUUUAUCGCUGCCGAAGAUUACGGGACACCGGCCGCUUCUACGUCUUCUCCCUCGCCUGCUGCACCCACUUUGGAGGCACCAGCGGAGCCUAAAGCAGCCACCAGUGGUGAGCGCGCCCCCACGGGAGCCACUUCAGCUGCUCAGGGAGACGAGGCCAACGCCGAGGCCACGGGUGACGGGGUCACGAACGCCAAACGCUGGCAACGUGAACCCGAAGUCAAGGAACCGCCGCCGCGACCUCCUUCGUCGCCCGCUUUGGCGUCGACCACCCCAAAGGCCGGGGCACCGCUGCUGAAGUCGAAGAGCAUGGCUACGCCCGCUCCACCCGCUUCGGCGGCCACUACGCCCCCGGCGGCUAAGCCCAGCGCCCCUCCCGCUUCCAAGGCCCCGCCACCGCCGCUUGUGGAGGAGGGCACCACGGGCGGAAGCUCGGGAAACACAGGGCAACAGCCGCCCGCUUCAACACCACAGCGCGAGAUAGCCCCGCUUCUCGCUAGUGACGCCCCAGCUUCCCGCUUGGGACACACUAUCUAUGAUAGCGAAGGCCGGGCCACUUUGCAGCUGGUUCAAUUGUGGGCAUGCCGCCGCCAGUGUUCCCAAUGCGCUCAGGGACACUGUCAGGCGACAUUCAGCGACAGAUCCAACAGCUUCCACGUGAACCACUUAUGCAGAGACUGCAAACGCGCUCGUGGGCGUGAGCGCCAGGAGGCCACUUCGCAGUGGAACCACGGCCAAGAUGAGUGGGGCCAGAGCCAGACCGCUUGGGAAGACUCGCCCGCUUGGAGCUCCUGGAACUGGUCUGGUCUCUUCGCCAUGGCCGACUUCGCGCAGCUCGUGUCGGACUGCAACGUGCCUCCUGCGGUGGCCUCUCUGCUCUCGGCGUUUGACACUGCUUUGUACGCACGUGCUUGCACCACUUCGGCAGAGCUAGAAGAAUUGGUCAACCACUUUAUGGCCGAAGCCUCGGUCACAGAAGCAGCGGAACGCUUCAUCACCAAAGCGUCGUUGCGCUUACUCCUCUUCAAGUGUCGACAGUCAGAGGGCAUGGCAUCCUUAGAAGCUACUUCCAGCGCUGCUCUCCCGCUUGGAGAAGCGCCUUCAACGGCUGUGCCAACCGCUCCGGCCGCAGUCCCGCUUUCUAGCUCAUGGCAGGAGGCUUGGCCUGCAAAACUCAGCGGCGAACGCACCGCAGCGCUUAGGAAAAGGUUCGAGGAGGAUUACCCCACUGAACUCCUCGAUGCCGAGAGCUUUCCGAGCGCCCGCUUGUUGGCCCUUACCAAUAAGAUGCUUUCAGAAAAGGAAGUUCGAUGGAUUCCCUGGAAGUACCGCUUAAGUGCAAGGGCGCAAGAAGACAGCCUGCUUAUCAGGCCCAAGAAACAGGCCCGCUUUGACCUCGCGGAGUUCUUCUUCGACGAGGCUCCGACCCGGGAUAUACAUGAAGGCCCCGCUUCUUUCAGCUUCGUGACACAGCUUCUCUCACUUGCUGCGAACGCGAUCGCUUUAUGCCAGGGGGCACACCUAGGCUCCCUGAAACUCUACAACAGAAAGUUCACCCGCAUUUGCUUCACCAAAUACGAGGCCUCCGCCAGCCUACGGGGCCCCACUACGAUGGAAGCCCAGGCAGCUGAUCGCCGAUGUUGGGAAAUCAUCGCCGACUUAGUCAAUGUGCAUCAUUGGAAGCUAGAUGAUGCGCUUCACGAGGUGGCGGAGGUGCGAUCUGAUUUGCACAGCUUACUUGCGCCCAGGCCAUUCAUACCCAAACCCAAGAACGACCCGGACAACAGCUGGAAGGCCGGCUCCAAAGGCAAUGGCCGUGGAGGCAAAGGCGGGGGCCGUGGCGGCAAAGGCCGCGAUGGCAAAGGCGAGAAGGGAGAGCGCUUCGAGCGAGGCGGCAAAGGUGGCAAAGGCAAGGACAACAAGCAGGCGACGCCUCCCGGAAAAUGGCUUUCAACCAUCUUCAUGGAUGGCAAGCGCCAGACUCUUUGCAUGCGUUACCAGAGCGGUCAAUGCAAGGACCCAGCCACGUGCCGCUAUUUGCACAGAUGCGCAGUGCCCAAGAGUGAAACCCACUUCAGCGACCAGCGGGACAUCGCUGAGGAGGUCACAGUUGUCCCGCUUUCAGUGCCUGCUCAACCAUCAGGUUCAGCAGGGGCAACCUCGGCACUGCCCAAGGCUAGUGCCCCAGUAUCCAGUGCAUCUUUGGCAAUCAGUGAAGGCUCCCUCGACUUCGCUACCUGCUUGGAGCUUUUAGCGCAGUACUUUUCCAUUCCCUUCAUUGAUGCCGCAAGCCCCACCGAUAAUGCCAUUGACGCUUCCGGAGCAUAUUUCAACCUGGGAGCUUUCUCCUUUGACAACGGCACCAGGUCGGGGAUAUUUCAGCGCACUGAACAAUUUUCCGAUGUACUUCGUUUCUUGAACGCCUUCAUGCAGCUUCAGUUCCCGGGUGCCUCUUGGAGCUCCUUGUGCGUGAGUCACAACGUUCGUACUCGCCUACAUACGGAUGCUGGCAACGCUUCAGGAACACUCAAUCACACAGUUUCACUCGGCAAUUUCAGCGGAGGUGAGAUCUGGAUUAGCCCAGCUUUGGACCCCUCGGCUGCCAACAUCCCGGCCCCCUUGGAGGCCUCAUCCGAGGCCCAUAGAGCGGAAAAUGCAGGCAAAGGUGAAUUGCGCGACACCUGGCAUUCACCGCUUUCCUUUGGCUGUGAAUCCCUCCACUGCACGAUGCCGAUCCAAGGAGACAGGUGGGUAUUGACUGCCUACACUUGCAGGAACCUGCACAGCUUCGACACGAAGUCGCUGGCACACUUAAGGUCGCUGGGGUUCCCAUUGCCUCCGGUACCUACAACACUUCCUCAGGCUGCACCCCCUGCACUGAAGGACAACGCGCACGUCGAGAUCUUCUUAGAUAUUUGCUGUGGUGCCUCUCACCCACUUACCACGGCGAUCUCAUCAUGUGGCAUCAUAUGUUUGCCCAUUGAUCUGCUUGGUGAGGAGCAGCUGGACCUCUUGGACGACGACACGUACGAUCACCUCCUUCGGUUAUGCUUCUCAGGCAUUGUACGUUGUGCUCAUGGAUCUCCACCAUGCAAAGAGUACUCCCGCUUGAAGCUACGCCCCGGGGGACCUGCUGCUAUCCGAUCCCCGGAACAUCUCAACGGGUUGCCGGGCAAUACAGCUUCACAGCAGGAACGCGUGGUAAGCAGCCAGAAGCUUCUGUAUCGCUGUGUAUGCCUGCUUCGAGCCGCUUUCAACUCAGGUGCACAUGUGUCUCUGGAACAGCCCACGAACGCAAUGUCUUGGCUUGAACCAUUCGUACAGGACAUGCUCGCUGAGAUACAAGCUUCCCUGGUCAACAUCCCGGCGUGCUCAGUUGGCCAGAACGUAGCAAAAUCUUGGCUUUUCGCAUGCAGCUUCGAUGAUAUGCGAGCCUUGGCAGGUACAUGCUCUCAUUCGGAGGGCCACCCCUCUGUGGCCGGCGUCAGGGACGAGCUUGGCAACUUUUUGUCACAGCGCACCGCGGAGUACCCGGCCCAGUUAGCAAACCGCUUUGCUCAGCAAGCGGCUCAACUUUUCUCGUCACGCCGGCCCUCUCACAGCGUUCCAACUUGUUCUUUGGCUUUCGCACUCUCUUCGAUCCCUAAGAAGCCCCGGGCAGUGACACCUACAGCGUCACAGGAUGGAGGUGGCAUCUACUCCUUGCCGGACUGGUCAAUGGGCCCCAGAUACCAGUCUGACAGCUUGCACGAUUUGCGCAAAGAAUGGCAGUCCUGGCUUCUCUCGCACAGGAUACCACUUCGCCUUCAGCAACAUGUCGCAGCAGGCAGCAACAGCCCACUUUUCUCGGAAGAGGAAACAUCGUGGCUGCGUGGAUCCUUUAAACGCUUUUCGGACGCUCACUCCCCAGCUCAGGAUUGGGAUUUUUUCUGUUAA
Messenger RNA from Symbiodinium sp. CCMP2592, 12168 nucleotides. The record is from the annotation of a GenBank genome assembly. NCBI's taxonomy places the organism in Eukaryota, Dinophyceae, Suessiales, Symbiodiniaceae.